AACCCUUAAUGGUGUGAGCUCCAAUAUCGAGUUCAGAUCUUAAAGAGUGCCCGUAUGAAAACAAAACGGUUAAAAUGAUCAAACAACUGGACGUGAUGCAAAGGUGGUCACAUCUCCAAUUCAAGUUAAGAAAAAUUUGAAAAGGACUAGCAACUCGACACUAAUAUCUUGAAUCUGGACGGUUUAGAAGAGUGUAAUUCCUGCCAUGGGAUGCCUCCCCUUUCACAGGAAUCCCUGCUGCCUGUUAUGGACGGAAACCUGAGCAUGACACGAGGAAUAUUGUGUCGGUCAGGGACCCAGGCUGUGAAUGGAAGAAGAAUAAUUGUUGGCUUAAAAUCUGACAAUUGCAGUAGGGAAAUGCUGCUCCGGGUAUGCAGUAUGGUAGUUGUGCGAGGGGACAGCAUACUUGCUGUUCAUGUGGAGCAAUCUGAUGAUACUUUCGAUCCUAAUACAUUUCACAUCCAUGAAGAUCUCUGUAAAUCUAAGCAGGUGGAAUUUGAAAUCAAGAUUUGUACUGGAUGCUGCUACAUAACAGAACUGAGCCACCAAGUCCGGGUAACGCUUGCAACGAUUCUUGUAGUUGGAUGCAGCAGAAAAUGGCCAAAAGAUUCGAUGAUUGCCAAAUGCCAGAAAGCAAUGCCUCCUACUUGCCAGCUUCUAGUAAUAGAUAAUGGAGGGAAAAUCAUAUUCCAGAAGAUGGGAACUUCACAGCAAGGUUCAGCCUCCAGAAAUUAUCGAACUUGCCUUUCAUCUAUAUCACAAUCCAGCUGCUGUGAUCAGUCAGGAACUAGACCUGUCAUCAGAAAAUUCUUGUCGAUGCCUUCUUCAUCAACAGCUUCAACACCGCAGCAAAGUGAAAGUGAAAAAUUCAUCACUGCCAAGACUAAUCAGCAACUCCAUUAUUUUUCUCCGAAAUUCAGCCAGAGAUUGGCUAUGUUGGAAGUGAAGGGCCAAAACAGGUGGUUCACGGUUGAAGAACUUAACAAUGCAAUGGAAAGCUUCGGUUCCAAUGUGUUGAUUGGAGAAGGUGCACAUAGUCGAGUUUAUCAAGCCAUCCUUGAAAAUGGUCAGGCUGUGGCAGUGAAGGUUCUUAACACCUCCCGAUUCUCUGAGGAAUUUUUUUUUCAAGAAGUGGAUAUAUUGAGUGGCUUGAAACAUAAAAACAUAGUCCAACUUCUUGGACACUGUUACAGUAAAGAAAUGCUAGCAAUUGUUUACAACUUACACAGUUCAAGUCUGAAGCUAAGGCUUAAUCAGUUGAAAUGGAGUGGGAGGAUACAGAUUGCAUUUGGUGUCGCCAAGGCAUUAGAGUACCUCCAUUCUUGCUGUCCUCCGAUUAUACAUAAAGCUGUAAAUUCAUCUAAUAUCCUCAUGUCGGAAGAUGGCGAGCCACAUUUGUCAGGUUUUGGAGCUGCGAAAGUACAAUUGGUUACCCAUCGGUCGUCAGCACAUAAAGAGACAACUCAUGUUAUUGAGACAUUAGGAUAUUUGGCUCCGGAGUACGCAAUGUAUGGCAAAGUUGAUGAGAAGAUAGACGUGUAUUCUUACGGGGUGGUGUUAUUGGAACUGAUCACUGGAAAAGAAGCUGUUCAAGCAAGUCCGGCAUCACAUCAAGAAAGCUUAGUGCUUUGGGCUCGGUCCCUGCUGACUUGUGGUCUAUGUGAACGACUGAUCGAUCCCAGCCUAAAUGGAGACUACAACAAGGAAGAGAUGAAAGCAAUGAUGAAUGCAGGACGCCUCUGUCUCUUGCAUUCAUCUUCUAGAAGGCCAACGAUGAAAACCAUUUUGCAUAUUCUUGAAGAGGCAAACCCCAUGUUGAAGAUGCAGAAUAAAGAGAGAGAUGCUUGGCCAAAUUUGAUGCAAAGAGGAGAAUCAAUUUUGCAGAUACCGCCAUAAUAUUUGGUAUUGAUCUACAUGGAAAUGAGGGAGUCUCCUUCCAGCUAUGUUUAUCUUCUCCACUGCAGACAUGCUUUCAUUUCUGUUAUUAGGAAUAAAUUGAUUGUUGUUAACGUGAAAUGCCACAUAUCAAUUCAUGUGGGGAACUUCAAUUAUUUAAUCUAAUUUCAAGUAGCAUAGAUUGGCAUGUUUCAGUUGGUAGCAAUAUUAGGUAAUACAAACAGAUUACGUAAUAUUUUUCAGAAGCCUGUCUAUAAGUAGUGUUUUAGUGAAGAAUUAUAGAGUCAAAACCGGCCUUCAACUUAGUUUUGGCUGCUUUUAUCCAACUCUUUUGACUGGAUCAUUUCUUUUGAAGCAAUUGACAAGACUGUUUCCAAAUUCUUGAAGUUGAGGACAAGAAGAGAGUUCUAAUGCUUUUUCACUAAUAUGAAUGCAUAUUGCUGCUUGUUUUGGAUUGUAUUUAGCACUUGGGAGUUCUGGAAGUGCAUAUCUUUUGAACAGGGUUGAGAAAAGAGUCUACCUCUGAUAAAUACUUGCACAUUGAUGAAGAUCCAAUGUUAGUACACUGAAGACAGAAGAAACGAAAAAUAGAAGGGACUCUUCAAUUCUGUGUUGAUGAAGAUAAAAAGAGACUAAAGAGUGUAAAUCAGUAAAAAAAAAAAAAACGAUUCUUAAAAAUGAAAAUGGUUAACUCUGGAUGCAUAAAAUUACGAACGAAAUUCU
Molecule: messenger RNA, 2619 nt
Organism: Sesamum indicum (sesame)
Lineage: Eukaryota; Viridiplantae; Streptophyta; Magnoliopsida; Lamiales; Pedaliaceae
Product: putative serine/threonine-protein kinase PBL21
Biological process (GO): protein phosphorylation
Molecular function (GO): protein kinase activity; ATP binding
Source: RefSeq, a predicted model, not a curated record